CUCCUCACCAUCCUGCCACUAGCCUUUUGCCCAUACUCCUAUAAAGUCCAAAAGGGUCCCUGUUAAAUUUUAGUGCCUUAUUUGGAAUCCAUUUCUUUGCAUCUCCCUUCUUAUUGCAAACAUAUCAUAUACCCUAAGAAACGCAAACAUCUCUUACAAUGGCUACCAUUCACGUCAAGAACAUUGCUGCGUCCACCAGUGACGAUGAGGUCAAGGACUUCUUUAGCUUCUGUGGCAAGAUUGCCGACAUCAAGCUCACCACUGAGGGCGAGACCAAGAGCGCCGACGUUACCUUUGAGAAGGAGACUGCCAUGAAGACUGCUCUGUUGCUCAACAACACUCAGCUUGGCCCCAACCACAUCGCCGUCUCCAGCCCCCAUGCCGACAAGGAGGUUGCCAGCAGUGGUACCCCCAACCCUGAGCGCGAGUCGGACGACAUUACACAAGAAGAGAAGCCCCGUACCCGUAUCCUGGCUGAGUACCUCGCUCACGGCUACGUUGUUGGCGAUGCCGCCAUCGAGCAUGCCAUCGAGCUCGACACCAAGCACAAUGUCUCUACCCGCUUCCUGAGCACCAUCCAGAACUUGGACCAGAAGUACCACGCUACCGACCGUGCUCGCGCCACUGACGAGAGCUACGGCCUCACCAACCGCGCCAACCACUUCUUCACUGGCCUCAACUCGUACUUUGAGAAGGCUAGCACCACCAACACUGGCCGUAAGAUUGUCAAGUUCUACACUGAGGGCUCUCGCCAGGUCCAGGACAUUCACGCCGAGGCCCGCAGACUGGCCGAUAUCAAGAAGGAGGAGCACGGCGGCAGUGCUUACAAGGCCGCCGGUCUGCAAAGAAUCUUUGGCGAGAAGCCCAAGCCCGAGGCUGGUGCUGCCCCUGCCGCUGCUCCUGCUGCGGGUGAUGCUACUGCUGCCGCACCUGCGCCUUCUGCUCCUGCUGCUGCUCCCGCUGCUGCUGCCCCUACCGACAGCAAGACGGGCUAAGCGGUGCUAUGAAGGACAACCAGACUGACAAGCGGGGUAGCGUGUUGAUGCUGUUGGUCGUGUGAGUUUGUGUGUGUUUUUUUCUUGCUACGAGGCUACGACUAUUGAGACCACUACCCUAAUAAAGGUGGAAAAAAGAUAACCAUAUGUUAAUAUUGAGUUUUCCAAUCUGCUGUCUAUUGUACCUUUGAAUGUGAAAGUUUGCGCAGCCAGUGACGUCCAUGACAUCGUUGGUUAAUCUCCGUUAAAGUUAUUGUUCAGUGGUCCGCUGCAGUGCUA
Molecule: messenger RNA, 1274 nt
Organism: [Torrubiella] hemipterigena
Lineage: Eukaryota; Fungi; Ascomycota; Sordariomycetes; Hypocreales; Clavicipitaceae
Source: the annotation of a GenBank genome assembly